Molecule: messenger RNA, 5568 nt
Organism: Prorocentrum cordatum
Lineage: Eukaryota; Dinophyceae; Prorocentrales; Prorocentraceae
Source: the annotation of a GenBank genome assembly
GGAGGUGGCACGGAAGCUGGCUGCACGCAGUUGCUUCUGGCCCUGCCGCCGGGCAGAGCCUGGCUCGACGCGGCGCUGAACGGCGAGCUGGUGGCGGGGCUGCCGCUGGGGGCUGGUGCACGUGUCCUGGCGCGGGUCCAGGACGACGUCGGGGCGCCGCAGGGCGUCGAGAUGCCCGAGGUCGAGGUCGCCUACCAGGCGGACGCUUUCGGCAGAUUCUUCAAGGCCCGGCAGGUGGGCGCCAGCGACCCGUACUUCUCAUGGUGCAGCGCCAACAAGUGCGGGACGGUCGCUCCAGCUGGCGCUGUGGUCGAGCACUUGGACGUGUGGCAGGUGGUGGACCCCCGCGACGUGGCCCGCGAGCAGGCGAAGCUCAUCUGCCCAGCAGCGGAUCCUGGGGCGCCUGUGCGGGCCGACGCGCCCUCGGCCGAGCCAUUGCCUGGAGAGCUCGGCGGCUGGCCGCUCGGGGAUGGGGGCAACAUAGGCGAGGAGGAGCCUCGCGGGCCUCCGCACAAGUGUGCCCGCGCGGUGGAGGGCACCCAGACCCCGGGCGGUCCAGGAGAGGCGAGCCCACUCGACCAGGAGAUCGCAGGGCUCGAGGAGACCGCCGAGGACCCCGAGCUCGAGGCGCGGCUGGCGCGGCUGGAGGGCAGGGCAGCUCGUGGUGUGCCGAGGCAGGGCACGCCCGAGAACGCUGCGGGCCCGGCAGGAGCCGAAGGCAAGCGCCUGGCACAGGGCGUGAGCAUCAAGCGCGACUUGUUCGGCAGGAUCGCUCGACAGCGGCCCGACGCUCUCCUCGCGAAUGGGCUUGGCCACCUGCGCAGCCAGUUCACUCAGCAGAUGUCCGCAGGCGAGGCGGACCUGCUGGCCCCGUGUGUCACACAGUUCCUGAACACGGUGUUCUUCGAUGCUCACCCGCCGCGGACGCUGAGGUCAGUCGAGGGGCGGGUCUUCCGCACGCUGGGGCUGGCGCUCGACGGCAUCCUGCGCGGGGAGGUCAUCGAGACUGCGGAUCUGGUCAUGCAGGAGUUCAAGGCGCGGUCGAUGGCCAUCCGCGACGGAAACUGGCGGUCGGCACGAAGGCUCACGCUGGUCGCGCAGGAACAGCUUCCGUCAGACACCUCUCUGGACGAGGAGAAUGCUGCCGAGAAGGUCGAGGCCCGGGAGCUGAGGGUCGCCGAACUCCGCCAACGACUUGCAGACUGCAGGCCGGGCUGGGGGCCUGGCCGGGAGCCGUCUCCGUUGCUGGGGGGGACGGCACCUGCAGGCCAUGGGCGCGCGGAGGCGCGCCGCCCGCCCCCUGCUCCCGGGACGCCAGUCUCAGGAUCGCCCGAGGCGAUGAGGAUCCUUGCCGGACGAGUCCCAGGCGACGGUCCCGCAGCUCUCCGCGCCGGGAAGAAGCCGCCAGCAGCGCGGAGGACCAGCCGCAGCCCCACGCGGUCGGUCCAGCUCCUGAGCGACUCCGAGGGGGACCUCGUCGCAGCAGCCGCCGCCCGCGUGCCACCAGCGGACGCAGCUGCAGGCCGGAGCUUCGCGCAGCACAAGGCGGCCCACCCGAGGCGCGAGGGCGAGACCCAGGCGGCGUGGAAGGCGCGCAUUGGGAGGCCGCUGGCUGCCAAGAGCCGCGGCAAAGGCAAGACGGGGAAGAGCCGCGGCACGAGCACUGCUCGGCGGUGGCGCCAGAUGCCAGCCGAGGUGGGCACAGGUGUCAGCUCCAAGUUCAGGCUCGCCCUCGCGGCCCACGAGGCGGUGCACGGUUCGCCAGGGGCGAUCGGGCGAUAUGUUUGUGAGAUGUGCACUUCGCCAGACCCCACGGCCAGCUUCGCGCGGCUGCGCGAGGUGUUGCCGUUACCGUUGCCCGACGCCCCACUCUUCGAGAGGUACCGUGCCGCCUGCUACUUGCACCAGCAGUUGCCGGAGACCUGCGAGGUGGACGCCGCCACGGCGCAGGGGUGGGCCCUGCUCGUGGACUUCAGCCUGAACUACCAGUACAUGGAGCACAUGCGUUGUCCCACCGUCGCCGCGAGGCGGCCCACGGCAGGUCAGGUCAGUGCGCUCGGCAUUGCGCAGGAGGUGUGUGUGUAUUUCGUUCAGGAUGCUGCCGCAGCGUUCGAGCUCCCGGACUGGGACCAGGUCAUCGCGUCGAAGACCGACUCCUACGGGGGCGAGGAGACGUCCCGCGCCCCGCCGCUCUCGCUUGCAGGCAACAUGCCAGGCCUCCCCGCGCAGGGCGUCUCCGCAUCGGUCAAGGCGGUCGACAUUGCGGACGCUCAGGCGGGCGCCUGGCUUGCCGACCCCACGCUGGGUUUGCUCCCUCGGGAUGAGUCGCCUGCCGAGGUCCCGCGGGCGGCGAGCCAGGUCACGUCCGAGCAGGAGUGGUACCGCAUCGGGACCAAGCUCGUCGAGUGGGGGCUGGCUGCGCCGAUCGCCGACGACCGCAUCAUCAAGGUCGGGAGCCGCAGGGUGCUCGCUGGGGCGUUCGGGGUCGCCAAGGGCGGCUCGCGGUCACCCGGCCAGGCGUGCGUCCAGCGCCUGAUCAUCAACAUGGUCCCGGCCGACAGCUACCAGCGCAUUAUGAGGGACGUCAUUGGGACCCUAAGUGCAUCGCCCUCGUGGGUCGCCAUCCCGCUCCCAGAGGGCCACAUGCUGCUCGGGUCCUCAGAUGACCUGGCCUCCGCUCACCACUGCUGCGAGCUGCCCGAGGCUUGGCAGCCAUGCGUGGCCCUCGCGGAGGCGAUCCCGUACGCGCUCAUCGGUGUGCCGGAUCCAGGGAAGACACACCUCGCGCUGCUCGUCCUCCCGAUGGGCUGGAUCAACGCGGACACGGUGUUUCAGCACUGCCACAGGCGCCUCGGGGUCGGCUCUUGCCCCCUCGCUGGGGGGUUUCCCGCGGAUCUCGAGUGGCGCAAGGACCGCCCACUUCCGUUCAAGUCGAAGGAGCUCGAGCAGCAGUGGAUCCAGUACUGCAUCGACGACUGGGACCAUGGCGAGGUGGUGCCCAACGCGAUGGUCGCGGAGCUCAUCGGCACGGUGAGCUGCGCCCAGGAGAAGCAGAGGGCCGCCUACGGCUGCUCGGGGACCAGCGCUGCCCCCGGCAAGGUCAAGCCCCGCGCGCUGGUCCUGGAGCAGAUGGGCGCGGGUCUUGACGGGGCCGUCGGCCAGGUCGGAGUCACGACCGAGAAGCUGCACCGGUUGCUCGCGCUCAUCCUGUGGGGCAUGGGCAGGCAGGGCCUCUCGUCGCAGGGCGCGCUCAUGGUCCUGGGCAGGUGCGUCAGGGCAGCGGAGUUCAGGAGGCCUUUUAUGGGGUUCCUCAACAGCGUGGGGGCUGCUGGGCGCUGGACGCGACCGCAGGCUGUCCCCCUUGGCAUGUGCGACGAGCUCUUGGGCUUCGCGAUGGCGCUGCCGCUGGCAUACACCGACCUGCGCGCAAAGAUCGACACUUGUGUCAUUGCGACCGAUGCCAGUGAGCGCGCUGGAGGCAUCUGCCACACGGCUGGGCUCUCGGCGCAGGGCGGUGCCUGCGCGAGGGGAGGAGCUUCAGCAGUGACUUUGCGGCCUGGUGCAGUUGCGGCUCCUGUGCGUGGUGUGCGGUGGCGCCCUCGCAUAGCUCUCAUCGAGCUCUUUGCAGGCGCUGCUGGGGCCGCGGUGGUGGCCUCCAGACUCCCGAUCGACGUGAUCGCCCACGUCAGCUGCGAGGUUGAGCCCGCUGCCCGGCGACUGGUGCAUCGCCGCUGGGCGGGCGUGAUCGAGCUUGGCAACAUCGAGGCCGUCGACGCGGUGCGGUUCACUGAGAGGCUGAAGGGUUAUGCGCGGGACGCCGACCGGGUCGUCUUGACCGCGGGAAGCCCAAGCCAAGAUCUUGCAAGCAUCAAUGUCGUGGGGACCGAUCUAGAGGGGUCGGGGUCGAAGCUCUUCUUCCAGGUCCCCGAGCUGAUCCAGGCAGCGGAUGUUGCCUGUCCUAAGCGCACCAUGUGGUUCGUCGAGAAUGUGUUCAGCAUGACCCUGGAGUCGAGGGCGGAGUUCACCAGGGCGCUGGGAGUCACGCCCGUGUUCCUCGAUCGCAGGUGUCACACUCACAUCAAGCGGCCGCGCCUGUACUGGUGCUCGUGGCCCGUCACGGCGUUCUUGGCGUCCGACGCCACCGUCGAGACCAAGGGUGUGGGUGGGGCCGCGUACUUCAAGUUCUUGUUUGCGGUGGAGAGGCUCCCACUGAAUGCCUCGGUCUUGGAGGGCUGGUCGACGCUGGACCCAGAGGCUGACCUCCCGUGUUUCACGAGGCCGAUUCCGCGACGCCGCCCGCCGUUCCGGCCCGUGGGCCUCGACCGCGCCUCGGUGCUGGCCGCGGAGCGCUGGGCUGGCGACAGCUACCGCUACCAGGUCGACAACUACGGGGACGGCAGCCUCAUCUGGGACGCGAGGCGUCAGCGGGGCCGGCUGCCCGUGCCUGAGGCGAACUGGAACGUGGCCCCCGAUUUCCAGCAGCCAGGCCGUCGCGACCCGCAGUUGGAACGCAGCCUGUUUGUAGAGUUCCGGAGGGUCGCGGACUGCGGGGGCACGGACGUCCGGCUUGACACCGGGAGGCCCUACCGCGCCCGCGCGUGGCCGCGGGCAGCGCUCCGUACGCACCUCUGGGCCUGGCGGAUCGCCAAAGGCUUGCGCUGGCAGCGGCCCGGGCACAUCUCGGCGCUGGAGCUGGAGGCUGCAGUGGCUGGGGCGCGCUGGAGGUGCCGAGCAGUUGAGAACCACCGCUGCCGCUACCUGCACAUUCUGGAUGCCGAACCGAUCGCGGCAGUCAGCACCAAGGGCAGAUCGAGCGUGCGGGCUUUGCAGCCCGCGCUCCGCUGGCUCAACUCCCUGCUCCUCGCGACGGCGGGGUACCCGCUGUACCAGUGCUGCGACACCGUCGACAUGCCCGCCGACACGCCGUCCCGCUGGAGUUUCGGCCGCCGCUGCCACGCUGCCAGCGCUGCCGCCGGCGAGAGCCAGGUGAGCCGGGUCACGGCCCAGGCGAUGGCGCGACGAGCUGCAGCGAGGUCCCAGCCGCUGAGGGAGGCGAUGGUCACGCCGCUCACCCUGCGGCGGUACCGUGCGGCGGUCGAGGAGGUCGGUGAUUUCUGGAUUCAGGAGCACCGGCAGCCGCAGACGCCCGCUCAGGUCGACGCUGGCGUGGCCGCCUUCAUCGAGAGCCGUUGGCUGAGCGGAGGUGCAUUGGCGGCCGUGGGCCAGCGUGGCGCUGCGGCGGUGCUGGCAGCAGGCUACGACGCUUUCCUCCGGACGGGUGAGAUGACCUCGCUCGUGUGGUCUGAUGUACAGCUGUAUCCGGUCCGCCAAAUGACCGUGCUGCAGCUGCGCAACACCAAGGGCCAGCAUCAGACUGGUGCCCGUAAGUUCGUGCUCGUGCGGAGCGGUGUAGCGGUCGCCCUCCUUGCCAGAGCAAAAGCUCAGGCGCACGGACAAAACUUGUGCCUCGAGAUGGAGCCAAGCAGUUUCAUGAGCACUUUCGGCCGCGGGCGUGAGCUGCUGGAGCUGCAAGAUGCCAAGCUCACUCUUUACAGCUGGCGUCAGGAG